GAAAGUUUAAUGCAGUUAAAGUUUCGACUCCAUUCAAACAGUGCACUGACUGACACGCUGGGGGUCAAAUUGUGAGGAUGUGCCCGGUGGAGCUAUAACCAGAAAUGUCGAGUUUUACCAAAUCUGCCCAGCAAUGGGCCACUUUUGCACGGUCGUGGUACCUGAUCGACGCCAGGAUGCAGCCUCCGGGGAAGAUUGCAACCAUGUGUGCAAUCAGGCUGAAGGGCAAACAUAAGCCGAUUUACCACGCACUAAGUGACUGUGGGGACCAUGUGGUAGUUAUGAACACUAGACAUAUAGCCUUCUCUGGGAACAAGUGGGAACAGAAAGUCUACUCCACUCACUCUGGGUAUCCUGGUGGAUUCAAACAAGUCACAGCCACCCAGCUCCAUUUGAAAGAUCCCAAAGCGAUAGUAAAGCUGGCUGUCUAUGGAAUGCUCCCUAAAAACUUGGCCAGACGAACCAUGAUGCAGCGACUGCACCUCUUCUCAGAAGAUGAGCUCCCAGAGGACAUCCUGGCCAACCUGACAGAGGAGCUCCCUCAGCCCAGAGAGAUCCCACGCAAACUCAACGAGUACAGCCAGGAGGAGAUUGACGCCUUCCCCAGGCUCUGGACACCGCCUAAAGACUACAGGAUGAAGUGAUGUCAUCUUAUCACAGACCUCUGGUUCAUGUAGUUUGUGCUGUAGCUCUGGCAUCAUUGCCCUACAGUACCAUUAUUUUGAUAUUACACAAAGUCGACAUGUACGCUAGCAAAUAUACAAGUGAAGCAAUGUUUUGAUUUACAUUUUGUUGUGUUGUGUCGAUUCCAUACCAAUGAAACCCACCCGUUUAUUGCCUAUUGUUUAGUUUUCUUCUCUUUUUUUUUUUUUGAAUAAAUGAUGACAUGUCAAAAAGAAUUCUGUGGUGAAAUCCUGAUCGUCUGAGACGCCCGGCAGCAGUGCGCGCGUGCGGUUUGCCUGCCUCAUUCUGACACGAGACGAAGAAUAUUAAACAGAAAA
This is a messenger RNA of Osmerus eperlanus (European smelt), 1001 nucleotides long. It is a transcript of the gene mrpl13, whose product is annotated as mitochondrial ribosomal protein L13. NCBI's taxonomy places the organism in Eukaryota, Metazoa, Chordata, Actinopteri, Osmeriformes, Osmeridae. Gene Ontology annotation, biological process: translation; negative regulation of translation. The transcript has 7 exons. Gene Ontology annotation, molecular function: mRNA binding; structural constituent of ribosome. Gene Ontology annotation, cellular component: mitochondrial large ribosomal subunit; ribosome. The coding region runs from base 105 to 644 and encodes 179 amino acids. The record is from RefSeq and is a predicted model, not a curated record.